UCGCUUCUGAAAAUAUUUCAAGACAUGCUAAACGGCCUGUAUUCGAUUUGUACGGUGUUACUCCUGGUACAAAAAUAAUAUACAUUUACACGGAUAUUUUUUCAAGUGAGAUCUUUGUCAUUUAAUCAGCAGUGUGACUGUUUCUGCUCAGUUAUUUAGCUAACUUUAGCUAGGCUGUGUCAUUCUAAUGGUCAAGGGCUGCCGACAAGCGCAAGUCAGCUUCCAAAACAGCAACAAGUAACGGAACAACCAUUGAAAUCGCUCGUGGUUACGUGGCAGUUUAGCAAAGGAACAGAUUGCAAACAGACUCUUCAUUACAUUUUCUUCCUGUACCGCCUUGCUUGGCCAGCAGGACCCUACAACAACUACACGAAGAGGAGACUGCUAUUCCCUGGAGCUGGUGUAGGCUCUGGCUUGCUACGUUGUGAUGAGGAUAGCCUAGCGCUGGAGUAUUUUUUUUUAACACGCUGUCCCGAUGGCUGUCCGUUGGCUAUGCAAUCUGUUUGGGAAGCCCUUCGAUGGUGGGAAGCGUAAUAUGGACCAUGGCCACCCGCCCCACCAGCACCACCCCCACCCCCACCCCCAGGAGCAGCAGUCUCCGCCCCCCCAGCCUGGAGCCUUCCCCUACUUCCCUGGGGGAGGCGGUUUCCCUGGAUAUGCCGGGGGGGUGAGCUUUUUCCCAGGGUUCCCGGGGUUCCCGGGCGGGGGAGGCGUGUCGCCAGGGCAACAGCACCCCGCGCUGGUGAGGUUGGGGGAGCUGCAGGGAGAGGUGGCGACCCUCGGACCUCACGUGUGCGCCUUCAGUGGCCUGCAGAGUGACCGCGAGUACAAACGCCUGGAGAGGGACCUCACACGCCUGCAGCUGGAGGUGGACCAGGUGGAGACGGAGGGCCGUGCAGAGCUGCAGCAGGCCCGUAAGCGCGUGGCGGGGGAGGUGGAGGGGCUCCUGCGGUACCUGGAGGGGAACGCGUCGCACCCGUCCCGCCUGGCCGUGGAGGCGUUGGCCGUGGAGGCCCGCACGCUCCUGCUGACCGGCAUCGUGGAGCCGCACCGCGCAGGGCUGCCACCAGGGGGCGUCGACGAGCUGCUGGAGGCCGUGCAGGACGUGGCCAUGAGGCUCGCACAGGUAAAGACGGGUGGCAGUGUUCCUCUGCGGAAGGCGCGCUACCGGGCGCUGACGCGUGUGUGUGCGGUGCUGGAGGUGCUGGAGGGGACGUCGCGCGUCCACACACUCCCUCUUCCGCUGGCCAAUGAGACGCACGCCGCCGUGCAGGGCAUCAACCGGGCCAUGGGCGAGCUCUCGGCCGCGCGCUGCCAGCUGGUGGCCCUGCUGAUGGGGCUGAGUGGUGGUGGCUGUGCCAACCUAAGCCGGCUCCUCACCGAAGCUGCAGCUGGAUUCGGACGCACUGGGCGGCGGUCGGCCCGGGCGUAAAUCGCAACUACCGCCAGGCAGAUUGGUUGGGAGAUCAACGGCCUGCUCAAACACCUGGACCUGGAGGAGGAGGGGGACAACACACAC
Molecule: messenger RNA, 1519 nt
Organism: Alosa alosa (allis shad)
Lineage: Eukaryota; Metazoa; Chordata; Actinopteri; Clupeiformes; Clupeidae
Gene: bag5
Product: BCL2 associated athanogene 5
Molecular function (GO): protein-folding chaperone binding
Source: RefSeq, a predicted model, not a curated record